Messenger RNA from Drosophila sulfurigaster albostrigata, 3896 nucleotides. It is a transcript of the gene eIF3e, whose product is annotated as eukaryotic translation initiation factor 3 subunit E. Gene Ontology annotation, biological process: translational initiation. The transcript is spliced from 3 exons. Gene Ontology annotation, molecular function: translation initiation factor activity. Bases 123 to 1427 code for a protein of 434 amino acids. NCBI's taxonomy places the organism in Eukaryota, Metazoa, Arthropoda, Insecta, Diptera, Drosophilidae. Gene Ontology annotation, cellular component: nucleus; eukaryotic translation initiation factor 3 complex; cytoplasm. The record is from RefSeq and is a predicted model, not a curated record.
AAACAACAUUUCUUUUCGCCAUAGGGCAGCACUGUGCGUCUUUCGCACGCGUAUUUUUGUGCAGAUUUUGUGUGGAAAUUCAUAGUUAUUUGUUGUGAAAAUAGUGAAAAACAACAAUAAUCAUGGCGCAAUUCGAUCUAACACGUAUCAAUUGUCAGUAUUUGGACAGACAUUUGACUUUUCCGCUGCUGGAGUUUUUGUGCGGCAAGGAGAUCUACAACCAACAAGAGCUGUUGGAGUACAUUUUGGAUACUGUAAACAAGACGAACAUGAUUGAUUACACCAUGGAUACGCGCAAGCGUCUCAAUCUCAGCCAGGAGAUGCCGGAGGAGUUAGUGCAGCGCAAGGCCGAGGUGUUGGCCACUCUGAAGCAGCUGCAGAACGAGGUGGCGCCUAUCAUGAAGGCCACUGACAUUCUCAAGAACGGUGAGAGCAUGAAGGAUUCGAAGACCUUUGUGAAUGCCCUGCAAAAGGAUUACAACUUCAAGGUGGAGCAUCUCGAGAGCGCCUACAAAUUGGCCAAAUAUUUGUACGAGUGCGGCAACUACCAGGAGUCCACUUCGUAUCUGUAUUUCUGUCUCAUUGUCAUGUCGCCCAACGAUAAGAACUAUCUGAAUGUAUUGUGGGGCAAAUUGGCCGCCGAGAUUUUGACUCUCAACUGGAACACGGCUCUGGAGGAUUUGACACGCCUGCGUGAUUACAUCGAUAGCGCCAACUUCUCGACCAUUCAAGCGCUGCAACAGCGCACCUGGCUCAUCCACUGGUCAGUGCUCGUCUUCUUCAACCAUCCCAAGGGACGCGACCUCAUCAUCGAGAUGUUCUUGUAUAAGCCACUGUACCUCAACGCCAUUCAGACCAUGUGCCCACACAUUAUGCGUUACUUGGCCACCGCUGUUGUCAUCAAUCGCACACGUCGCAAUGCGCUGAAGGAUCUGAUCAAGGUGAUUCAACAGGAGUCGUACACGUAUCGCGAUCCCAUCACCGAGUUCCUCGAGUGCCUCUAUGUAAACUUUGACUUUGAGGGCGCCCGUUUGAAGUUGCACGAGUGCCAGACGGUCAUCUUCAAUGAUUUCUUCAUUGUUGCCUGCCUCAAUGAGUUUGUGGAGGAUGCACGUUUGAUGAUCUUCGAAACAUUCUGUCGCAUCCAUCAGUGCAUCACAAUCAGCAUGCUGGCCGAUAAGCUGAACAUGAAGCCCAACGAGGCCGAGUGCUGGAUUGUUAACCUUAUCCGCAACGCACGUUUGAAUGCCAAAAUUGACUCGAAGUUGGGACAUGUGGUGAUGGGCACACAACCGUUGAGUCCAUACCAGCAGCUGGUGGAGAAGAUUGACUCGCUGUCGAUGCGUUCGGAGCAUUUGGCGGGUCUGAUUGAGCGCAAGAGCAAACAAAAGAAUCAAGAAUCGAUCGACUCCUGGAAGUACUACUAAGCCUUUAUAAGAUUAUUAAACACUUUUUGUAUCCAAUCGAGUAGAAGACAGUCAAUAGAUGCCAACGUGCAUUGCAAUUAUUGUAAACCAUAACCACAGUCAAAUGGCGCGAAUAAAACAACAUCUUCAUUCGCAAAAAAUUGGUUUCAAAUAUGCUCAACAUUGAAUUUUAUUUCCUUUGGAAUAUUUUAAGUUUACACAAAACAAUACGGUCUUCGUUUACAAAAAUUUAUAAUUUGUCUAGCCUAGAAUGCAUAAAUGGUCCUAGUCCUAGUUCACUAGUGUAUAGCUUCUUGUACUCUAACAAAAAAUGACUGUGCGCAGAUCGAUGGGUUUUCUCUGUGCGCAGAUCGAAGAUCAAACAAUUAAUUGCUACCUCUGCUUCUUGGCAAUCGGCGCAACCACAGACCAGUCGCGUUUUGGCAGAUCCUGCAGAUAGCGUAUCCAUUUGCGCACAACGAGCAGCCAAAUGAUGCCAUAGACGACGCAGAAAGCAGCCUCCAGAUAGUAACCAUCAAAGGUUAUUUCGCAUUUGCCUCCACUCUUGGUGCACUCCUGCAAAAUUCACAAUAAUUGUAAUUAAAGCAUAGAGAAAGAUGAAUUCCUAACUCACCUGCAGCUCUUCUUUGUUGAGGCAGAGAUUUGUGGACUGAGUGCUGCACUGCUUAAAGGUGAGUACAUCCACCAGCCACAGCACCACAGUGUUGGGCCAAUUGCCACCCAGAUUGCACAGUGUGUUAAGGAAUGUCAUAUAGGUGCCGCCCACAGCUGGAUCCGAGAUCUUGGCAAAGAACGCCAUGGCAGCCACAAACAUGGAAUACAAAAAUACUUGAUAGCAGCCGUAGCUGGUAACGAGCAGCACAUAGUAAUAGAAGGGAACCUCGCCACCUGAGAUUAGAUAUGGCGUUGCGUAGGCAAUAAAUGUGGCCACCGUCGCCAAAACAAUGCGCCAUGGUAUCGCUCUCAGAUACAAGUCCAUGGGUCGCGGGCCAUUCGUGUAUUUGCCCACAAAGAGGGGCAAGAUGAUCUGCAGCGGUAUCAAAGGCAUGGCCAGCAAUGCCAGCUUCUCCUUGGGCACACCAGCAUCGAUCAGUUUCAGCGACGUCACGGCAUCGGAGGCGGCAAACGUCACCUUGACGGUGAGCAGUAUGGCCGCCAGAAUUUGUACGGGACGUUUGCGCACUAUAUCCCACAGGACUUUGUAGCUCUCGUGUAUGUUGAGCUCGUGUUCCUCCUUGUACCGGGCAUCUGUGUGCGCAUCCUCAACGUCGUUCUCCUUCUUGAAGAUGGCCACUAAUGUGGUGGCCACUAUGAAUGUGAUGCCCCAGAAGUAAAGGAAUCGCGGUAGUGUUACCAUGCCCUCAUCCGAAGGCACAUCACGCAAAUACCAGUUGCAAAUGUCCUUUGACUCCAAGAUAAUAAACACCACAUAUCCAAGGAAAUAACCAGCAGUUUGUCCCACACUAUUACAGGUGGAGGCGUAACCAACAUUGCAACGCUUCAGCAUGGUCAGCGCCCAACCAUCCACAGCAAUAUCCUGUGUGGCAGCUAGGAAAUUAAGCACAAAGAACAGCAGCGUUAGCAUCGGCACAUUGGGCUCCACACCAUCGCCGCCCAGCCAGCGAUCCACAUGCGCCGAUAGCAGCAGCAUGAAACCACCAAGCAGAUACUGCACUGGGACCAGCCACGAUUUGCGCCGACCAAAGCGACGCACAUACAACGAGUCCACAAUGGGCGCCCACAGCAACUUGAUGCUAAACGGCCAAUAGGCAAAGGAGAACUCCGCCUGUUGUUUGUAGCUGGCACCGCGAUUCUGCAGCAGCAUUGGCACAGCAGCUAUGAGGCCAAUGGGUAUGCCCUGCAGUAUGUAGAGGAACAGAAGUACGGCAAUGUUGCGUUUAUCGCCACGUAAAUCAGACUUCUCGUGUUCAUCUUGUCCAGUUGGAGAUGUCGACUCGAUGAGAUCGUUCGAUUCACUGUUGCGGCGACGACGUCGUUUCGUCGACAUAUUGUCAGCUGCAAUGAUGUGCUCAGAAUAUGAAAUUUGUUGUUGCGUUGAUCGGAUUUACUUGCAGCCGUUUGUUUUUCUCUUUUUGUAAUCGGCUCCAAGUGGAAGAAAAACAACAAUACUGAAGGUCCACGUCAGUGGUCAAUUCUAGCUAGUAAUUUGUGCCGAGUUUCAAGUGGUGCCUUAUAUGUUUGAUCUUUCCGGAUUAUUAGAGAAUUUACCAAGUUAAUUUGCACUAUAUUUUAUUUCAUAAUGACGAUGUGGCGACGUUGUUUGUAGUAGGUUUGUUGACGUUUGCGUUUCGCUUUAAGAGCAAGUACUUUUUGUAAUUGCUGUGGCGAUUCUCAAUGAGCAUCGAAAAGUUAUCGAAUUUUAUGCACCGUCUAUCGAUACCAUGCCAAAAUAUACUUGUCCACUCUAUGGUAGUAAAAUACGUUACGUUUGCAUUUUUUAGAAAAUAA